CUCAAAAAAAAAAAAAAAAAAAAAAAUCUGAUUCUCCUGGCAACUCACUGCGCCUCUCCUUCUAACCAUUCACAGUCUCGUUCCUCUACACCUUGCCAUCGCCUCCGCGCCCUUGGUCGUCGCCUCCGCAGCAGUCCUGCUCUUCAACAUUUGCGCUAGGAAAAGUGCAAUGAAGCAAUCGAAAGAUCCAUUUGAGGCAGCAUAUGAGGAGCAAGUGGACACGCCGUCACCGCCUGAUUCUCCCAUUGGCCCUGAUGAGUUGGAGACUCAAACUCCUGCUGCUGCUUCUCAGGACCCUGCUGCUGUUCCAGAAUAUGAUGACAUUGGAAGUGCUGGUGUCCAUCCUGCUGACCCAUCCACUUCUAUGCCUAUGUUGCCUGCUGUUAGAAGCAAAGCCAAGAACAAAGAAGAUGAUGACGAUGAAUAUGAGGAUAAUAUGGAAGUUGAGCUCUCUAAGUUCCCUUCUAGUGCUGACCCAGAUAAAAUGGCUAGAAUGCAGGCUAUUUUAUCACAGUUCACUGAAGGACAAAUGAGCAGGUAUGAAUCAUUCCGCAGAUCUGCUCUUCAGAAGGCUAACAUGAGAAGGUUGUUAGUGAGCAUUACUGGAUCACAGAAGAUUUCUUUACCGAUGACAAUUGUAGUUUGUGGAAUAGCAAAAAUGUUUGUCGGUGAACUUGUUGAAACAGCUAGGAUGGUGAUGACAGAGAGGAAAGAAUCUGGGCCAAUCAGACCUUGCCAUAUAAGAGAAGCUUAUAGAAGACUAAAGCUCGAAGGCAAAGUGCCAAGGAGAUCGGUACCGAGGCUUUUCCGGUGAUCAAACUUUGUUGGUUGACUGCUCAGGUCUUCUUCUUUAUAUUAAUUUCUUUGGCACUUGAUUUGAUGAUAUUAAUCUCUUAUUUUUUUAUUCUUCAGUUUGUACAAAAUACUUAAUUAGCUUUCACUCGUCCAGUACUUGUAUUAGACUAUUAUUUUUCAACUUAAAUGUAAAAAUUAUCUGGAAAGUCCUAUAAUCUUGGUUUUUACUGCGUCA
Molecule: messenger RNA, 1030 nt
Organism: Jatropha curcas
Lineage: Eukaryota; Viridiplantae; Streptophyta; Magnoliopsida; Malpighiales; Euphorbiaceae
Gene: TAF11
Product: TBP-associated factor 11
Biological process (GO): transcription initiation at RNA polymerase II promoter; RNA polymerase II preinitiation complex assembly
Cellular component (GO): nucleus; transcription factor TFIID complex
Molecular function (GO): protein heterodimerization activity; RNA polymerase II general transcription initiation factor activity
Source: RefSeq, a predicted model, not a curated record